AUAAUAGUCAGUCGAAAUGUCGAUUUCCUUCUUCUUUAGUCACACGCAUCAAAUAUCGAUAAUAGGAGACGCAACCAAUAGUUGAUCAUUUCGAAAUUAGCACGCCACCCAACAACCUUUCCCUUAUCUUGUUCCUUCUUCAAAGUUAAAAAGUUCAUUCUCGAUCAACACGAGGGAGAAGAGGCUGGGGACAAUGGCCAAUACUCCGUUUUAUUUUGUAUCUCUUUUGUUACUUUUGGGUGCCAUUUCAGCCUUUCACCAACAGGUAGUUGCAGUCAAACCAGUUCCCAGUCUCAAACUUAACUCUCAUAUCCUUCAGGAGUCAAUCACUAAACAGGUAAACGAUGACCCUAAUGCUGGUUGGGAAGCUACCAUGAAUCCUCGAUUUGCUAAUUAUACCGUUGGGCAAUUUAAGCACAUUCUUGGAGUCAAACCAACACCUCAAAAGGAUUUGGAGAGUAUCCCUCUUAUAACUCAUCCAAAAUUAUCUAAGUUGCCAACUAGUUUUGAUGCAAGAACUGCUUGGCCACAGUGUAGCACAAUUGGAAGAAUUCUAGAUCAGGGUCACUGUGGUUCUUGUUGGGCGUUUGGUGCUGUUGAAGCACUAUCAGAUCGUUUUUGCAUCCAUUUUGGCAUGAACAUAUCUCUCUCUGCUAACGAUCUCGUAGCAUGCUGUGGCUUUAUGUGUGGCUCUGGUUGUGAUGGGGGGUAUCCAAUUUAUGCAUGGCGAUACUUUGUCCACCAUGGUGUUGUCACUGAAGAGUGUGACCCAUACUUUGAUGAUAUUGGCUGUUCCCACCCUGGUUGUGAGCCUGCAUAUCCUACUCCCAAGUGCGUUAGGAAGUGUGUAAACAAGAACCAGCUAUGGAGGAAUUCAAAGCACUAUGGUGUUAGUGCAUAUAGAAUCAGUUCUGAUCCAGACAGUAUCAUGGCAGAAAUUUAUAAGAAUGGACCAGUUGAGGUCGCCUUCACCGUUUAUGAGGAUUUUGCUCACUACAAAUCUGGGGUUUACAAACACGUUACUGGUGAUGUAAUGGGCGGUCAUGCUGUAAAGCUAAUUGGGUGGGGGACAAGUGAUUCUGGGGAGGACUAUUGGCUUCUUGCGAAUCAGUGGAAUAGAGGCUGGGGUGAUGAUGGUUACUUCAUGAUCAGAAGAGGGACAAAUGAGUGUGGUAUUGAAGACGAUGUGGUUGCAGGGUUGCCUUCAACCAAAAAUCUUGUAAGAGAGGUUGCAAUUGCUGAUACUGCUGCAGAUGCGUCGGUUUGACUGUAAAUUAUUCAUCACAUAAGGAGUUUUAUUUAUGACUUUUGUGACUGGAAGUGGUAAAAUAUAGGUAACUAUGCCAUCAAGGCAUGGAAUGGUACCAACCAAAUGUUGGUUGUGUCGUGUGUGAGUACCGAUGAGACUAUAAUUGAUUCUGUACAAUAACUCUUAUUGAGAUUGGGGUAUUGGAUCCAUCUAUACAAAAGAAUAAGGUCCUAUUGAUGCAAUCA
This is a messenger RNA of Quercus lobata, 1494 nucleotides long. RefSeq names its product cathepsin B-like protease 3. Gene Ontology annotation, biological process: regulation of catalytic activity; proteolysis. NCBI's taxonomy places the organism in Eukaryota, Viridiplantae, Streptophyta, Magnoliopsida, Fagales, Fagaceae. The transcript has 11 exons. The record is from RefSeq and is a predicted model, not a curated record. Gene Ontology annotation, molecular function: cysteine-type endopeptidase activity. Bases 194 to 1267 code for a protein of 357 amino acids.